Molecule: messenger RNA, 2625 nt
Organism: Lodderomyces orthopsilosis Co 90-125
Lineage: Eukaryota; Fungi; Ascomycota; Pichiomycetes; Serinales; Debaryomycetaceae
Exons: 1
Coding region: 1-2625 (874 amino acids)
Source: RefSeq, a predicted model, not a curated record
AUGAUUCCCCAAUCAUCAUUUAAUUUCGAAAAGGAGAAAGUCCUACCAUCAUCGGAUCCACGAUCUCCUUUCUACUACAAUUUACCACCAUACGACUCGAAGCCCAUAGAUAACCUUAUUGAAUUUUUCAAAUUAUGGAAAUACUUUAUCAAAUCAAUUAUUUACUACUUCAAAGAAAUCCUCCUAGUGAAGGAACUAGAAGCUAAUUUGAAUUAUCAAUUGAUUAGUGCUGUGCAAUUCCCUGGUUGUAAAGAUUUACCAAACAAAAUUCUUCAUGAUAUUAAAUUGAAUACUCCUGGGAUGAACGGGACGUUGCUGCCUAAGAAUCAUACUCCUACAAAAGAGGUUAAGAGAAACUUGUCUAGCUCUAGUUUAUCAUCAAUGAAUACAAAUGCAAGUAGUGCUGCAUCAUUCAAUCCAGCGUCAUCGGGUACACAAGUGAGUAUUCCAUCGGGGCCCAUCACUGCAUCGAGUGCAAAUAUCCCUACGUCUGGAUCAUCCAUGCAUCCAACACAUCUGAAGAGCACAACCUCGCUUUCAGAUAAGCAGCGUCCGGGGUUAUUCAAAACAAAGUCCAAUUCAAAUCAAUCAUUUUUGAAAAAUGCUGCAAACAAUUUACACAAGAGAAACACAUCAUUUGGAGCCGUAAGACAGUUGGGUCAACAACAACAACAACCACCAUCGCCUCAAUUUCAACCUAGUGGUGCUUCAACUCCACCAUUACCGGCCAGCGCCGAAGCUCUCAACACCAAUGACGUCAGAAUUCCACCUACCUUCUUCCCUGACAACUCCCUUUACACAAAUUUACCAGCAGUGUUAUUGAGUUCACAUCAUGUUGCAUUCAACAACAGUUUUAAACUACGCAAAGAUCUCAACACAAAGAUUAUCCCUAGGUUGGAAGUGUUGUUGAAACAAGUAUCCCACAAGAUCAAAGAAAUCAAAACAUCUCUCAAGAAUGAUGCAUUCGCAAACACUGAACUACUGAAGGAAAUCUCCAAAACUGGUCAAAUUUUGAGUAGAUACACUGCUGCUAUAGAGACUUAUUGUGGUACAAAGCCAAUCGUCAAAGGAUAUUUACGUGACUACGAUGGCACUGGGGACGAUGAAGAAUUUGCCGCUUUAGAUGAUCCACUAUUGGUUAAACUUGACGUGGAUUCACGAUUAAAAACGCAAUUGAUUUUUGAAAAUUACAUGAUUGCAUCGUAUGCCAAUUUACAAAAUAUAAGUAAAGAUCUAUUCACUUAUUUGUUGAAAGAAUUGAAUUGGGUGGUUGAUAAAUUUGGGAAAUUGGACUUCAAUUCAGAAUUUUAUCAAUUUUUAAAGACAAAGAUUAGUAGUUCAUCAACUGCUGAUUGGGAAUAUUUCAUUACCCAUAACAAUUGUUUUGUCAAUACCUACUAUGCCACUGAGAACAACCCCAAGAGAGAAAAUCGGACAAUCAAACUGGUUAUAUUACCAUAUGCUGAUUCGGUACAGAACAAAUGUCUUCGUUUUGGACUGAUGUACAAGAAGCAAAAACUCAUGAAAAACUACACCCGUCAUUUCUAUGUCCUUUCAUGCAACUACCUCCACGAAUUCAAAUUCAAUGAAGAGAUAAACCAACAAAUGAAGAAAUCAAAGGACAAAAUUGGCGGGUUUAUUGGAUACGAAGAUGAACCAGUCAAAUCAUACAAUCUCAACGACUAUCAAAUUGCUGUUAAAGAUGAAUCAUCAUUUAAAUUCACCUUAACUAAAACAUCAAACAAGCUGAAAAAGACUUUCAAAUGUGCCACUGCAGAAGAUUACAAUUCUUGGGUUGAAGAUUUAUCUGAGUUGUUGAAAUUUGGUAAUGAUCAUUAUGCUAGAUUUGCAUUUAUUCAAAGAAAAGCAGAUCAAACAAUACGUCAACCAAUUCGUAAAUCAAAGAAACAAAAUAACCCAGGAUUGACAUUAGAGUUGGGCAAUGCUUCCAAUCCUGCAUUAUCAGGAAUGUUUACUCCUAAAAUCAAGACACCUAAUGAAUCACCAGUUCAAAAAGAGGAGAAUCCAUUUGAGGGACUUACUGCAUUGCCUCAGGGUCAAUCGGCAAAUGGCCAAAAGAGUUUGACUGCGUCGCCACAAAUGACGCCAAAAGACGCUGCAGCAUCUCCAAUUCAUGCUACAUUUUCAGCCACUGAACAACAAAAUCAACAUGAAGAGUAUUUGAAAUUACAACAAGCAUUGGUUCAACAAGAAACGGCAAUUUCCCACCUCAAAUCACAAGAACAACAAAACAUUGAACUUAUUCAACAGAAGUUGCAAAAUAUCCAUGAUCAACAAGUACAUCUUGAAGAACAAGAACAACAAGAGAAGCAACAACAGCAAAGAAGUAAUUCCAACUCCUCCGCUUCUUCAUCGCCAUCAUUUCCAGGUUUGGGUGUCCACAAACCAUCAUCGGAUAGUUUAAACUCCUUCAUUAUCGAACCAAAUACAGUACCCGUUGCUCAUGCUGCUGUCAAUGGAUUACAAUCUUCAGACGCACCACCAAUGUUUAGUUUUGAAGAUCAUAGUGACCAAACUUCUCAUAAUGAAACAAAUGGAAAAUCCACCCACAAUCGAGAUGCAAAAGAAUCGAAUAUUCCAACCGUCUUUGUAUCAGAGGAGUAA